UUUUCCUGCACGCCUGCAGGGCGCUCGCCGUCUGCGCAGUCAUCACCGGGUUCUUCGGGGGCGUCCUCACGCUGAUUGGGAUGAAAUGUACUAAAAUUGGAGGAUCGGAAAUCAUAAAUGCCAGGGUCACGUUUUCUGGGGGUGUAACCUACCUGGUUUCAGGAUUUUGUGGGAUGAUCCUUUACUCUUGGUGGGCGAACAAAGUUAUCAGUGAAUUUGUGGAUCCAAACUUUAAGGCAGAGAAGUUUGAACUUGGUGCUGCGGUUUUUGUUGGUUGGGGAGGCUCCAUUCUUCUCAUCUGUGGCGGGUCGGUGCUGAUUUAUUUUUCUGCGAAAGAAGGCUUACAAUCAAACUCACCAAAACAAGGUCAGAGACCAUUUUCUUACGCCACGGCCCACACCAAACGGACAUACAUGCCGAUGUGGGCAUCAUCCAGAGUGACCCUGGGGCCUCCUCUGUAUUACCACGGUACCAGAAGCCAAGUAACCCGGGCCACAACCAAAACUGGACGAACUUUCAGUCGGGAUACCUUCCUCUAAGCCUGGCACAAACUCAAAGCUGAGACCGUGACAAUAGUUUUCAGUUUAAAUAUUGGAAACAUGUAAACAACAGGGCUGACUCUGUAAAGUAAGCACCUUCCUCCUCCUCUGGUUUUGUUAUAAACCUACUGUGAGAUUGUCAUAAACUAAGCAAUCAGAGUGAAGCUAAAGAAUAAAGGGCAAAUCUCGCAGCUUAAAACWGCAAGUGUGAAACAAAA
Austrofundulus limnaeus is the source of this 757-nucleotide messenger RNA. RefSeq names its product claudin-10. Gene Ontology annotation, cellular component: bicellular tight junction; membrane. The record is from RefSeq and is a predicted model, not a curated record. Gene Ontology annotation, molecular function: structural molecule activity. NCBI's taxonomy places the organism in Eukaryota, Metazoa, Chordata, Actinopteri, Cyprinodontiformes, Rivulidae.